Messenger RNA from Protobothrops mucrosquamatus (brown spotted pit viper), 747 nucleotides. It is a transcript of the gene CUNH22orf39, whose product is annotated as chromosome unknown C22orf39 homolog. The transcript has 3 exons. Bases 27 to 350 code for a protein of 107 amino acids. The record is from RefSeq and is a predicted model, not a curated record. Lineage: Eukaryota; Metazoa; Chordata; Lepidosauria; Squamata; Viperidae.
ACGGGAGUCGUUCCUCCACCGGAGCGAUGGCCGAUGAAAGCGGAUCUUGGCGGCCGCCCCGAGCCUGCGCAGAUUACUGGUCUGAAUGGAAGCUGUGUCGGAGCAUCCGUAAUCUAUACCAUCAUUAUUACACUUACGGGGAGACGCCGUCGUGCGCGCAGUGGAAAAAGGAUUACAAGAACUGCAAAGAGUGGGAGAGAACAAAAAGCACGGCGACCAAGGAACAGUUGUGUGACAGCGAGCGACAACGGAUGGCCAAGAAACAGAAGUAUGCACCAGUGUGGAAAAUGAGAAACAGCCCUCCACCUGAUUGGAAUUCACCCAUUGGGGAAGAAGACUUCAAACGAUGAGGCCCCCCAACAUUCUAGUGGGACCUCUGUCUGAUGCCAUUUAAGAGACUCUUAAUUCUGAAUAGAGGGAUUUUUCCACCAUAAAACUGUGCUCCCACCUGGCCGUACCUGGGUUUAAGUGUGUCAAAUUUAUUUUUCUGUAAACAGCUGCUCUGAAUUCCUCUCCUAAGUCAGUGCACUGUUUCAAAGGACAUUCACAAAAAUGUCGUUGCAAAGGAUAUGUUUUGCUGUUCACAAGCUCUGUCUUUGUUGCAAAUUAGGUACAAAAAUACUCAUGCUGGGUGAUAAGGGAACAACCCAGGAAUUCUUUAUUUGUAUGCCACAUUCAGGUCCGGCUUAAAACAUUCUUUACAAACCACAGGGAUUGUGUUCCUACAACUUAAUAACCCCCCCCCCC